ACACAAUAUUGAGGGGAAAGGUUUAGUCAUUAAAUCUGAACUUGAGCAGACAGGACAGACAAUAACAAAAGAAUUAGUGAUGAAAGAAGCAGAAUUUGAACAGACGGGACAGAAAGUAAAAAUGAUUUGGUGAUGAAAGAAGCAGAAUUUGAGCAGACAGGACAGAAAAUAAGAAAUGAUUUGGUUACGAAGGAAGCCGAACUCAAACAGACAGGUCAGAAAGUAAUAAAAGAAUUGGUGAUGAAAGGAGCAGAUCUCGAGCAGACAGGACAGAAAAUAAGACAGGAAUUGGUGAUAAAAGAAGCAGAACUCCAGCAGACAGGACAGCAAAUUAAAAAGGAAUUGUUGAAUACAGAAAAUGAGUCAAAAACGAAAAUUGAACAGAAAGGAAUUGAGAUCGAAAAGCAGCUGACAAGAAAAGAGGAUGAAGCGAAAGAAAAAAUAGAGCAGAAACUUGAAGAAUCAAAGCAGCAGUUAGAGAUACACAAAAGAACAAUCGAAGGGUCAAUGAUGAGUACCGCUGAGACUAGAAAUGAAUCUGUGACUAGCGAGGAAAAAACAGACUUGCAGAUGAAACUGGUCAAACUAUAUGAAAUACACGUUAGAAAGAUUGCUCCGCUGCCCCGCCUACAUAAAGAUCGAAGGAAUGUAAGUGAAAGGUAUGUUCCUCCCUGGAUGACUGUAGAAGUAAAGAAAGAAGCGUCUGAUGGAAAACAUGAAGAGUCUAAUGAAUGGGAAGAAGUUAAGAUUUCAAUGGACGAAAUAUUCAGAAAUAAAGAAAGGUCCGCAAAAAAUAUCUACGUAAUCGGAGAAGCUGGCACAGGGAAAACCACGUUUUGUAAAAUGCUGGUGCAUUUCUGGGUUAUCGCUCAUCAGUAUCAGGAAUACAGUUUAGACGUGUCUGACAUAGUGAAAGAAAUGAAACACUUUAAAUUCUUAUUUUAUAUUUCACUUCGACACUUUUCUGACUGUGACAGUAUAGAAAAUAUGUUAAAGAAAUCUUACAGUGAUCCUGCGCUUAGAGAUAUUUUACGAAAUGAUUCCGGUGCAUGUCUUAUAAUUCUUGACGGUCUCGACGAAUGGGACCCAGAAAGAAAACAUAUUUCACAGUUUCUUACCCCAGGACUUCCAGGACGUGAGCUCGAUACGGACUAUACUACUAUUACAACUUCAAGACAAUGGAAAUUUGAUGCUCUGCCACUAAGUUGUAUUGAGGUAGAUAAAAAAAUCAAACUAAAUGGAAUUGAUAAAUAUGAAAUAAGAAAUUUCACUAAGAAAACAGUCGAAACAUUAAAUGACAUCUAUCAAAAAAGUAAAAAUGCAGAGGAGUGUAUAACUGAUCUUCGAAGUAGACAAGUGUCCGACAUUAGCCAUACACCAUUGGUCUUGCAACAACUUAUUUCUCUAUGGUUUCAUAAUAAACUCAAAAAUAAUUCGAAGUGUGCUAUAUACAGAAGUAUGUUAGACCUCUUUCUAGAGUGGAAAACACUUGGGACUUCUGAAAGUCAAGACCAACUGUAUGCUAUCAAUACCACCAGUAGAAAUACACGGGCGAUACAGUACCUUUCAUAUUUAGCGUACGAAACCUUGUUUGACAAAAAUAAAGAAACCACACUGACGUUCAGUAGUUCAACACUUACCCAGUUGAACAUACCAAGUGAUGUGAUAAAGGACUGUUUGGCCAGUGGCAUUUUAAAAGAAGAGCGAAACGUAAGUUUGACUGAAAGUAUACAAUCAUCGAUUUCCUUUUUUCACAAAUCAAUGCAAGAAUAUCUAGCUGCAGUGUAUAUAGCUAGUCAGUUCAGAGAAAUGCUAAAAUCGCAGAAGGAUGAACAUGAUCUUACAGAUGUCUGCGAAAAGUGCGUAAGGAAAUACUUCGGUAGUUGCAAAACAGUUGUUGAUAUUUUAGAACAGUCAAACGUGUUAAUUAUACUUUGUGGAUUAGAACGACGUUUGUUGACAAAUAUAAGUGAAUAUUUCUAUAACGUAACAAUUGUUGACAAAAUGGUGGUUAAGGAAAGAAAUAAAGAAACUCUGGGUCCUUUUCAAAUGAGUCUAGAUCAUCAUACAUUGAUCAAUGAUAUUCAAGCGUGCAUUUUAAAGUGCAUUGAAGAAGUGAUGUCGAUUACAAAAAAUGAUAGAUUACGUGUUUAUAUUGCCGAUCUUUACGUUGACCCUUCAACGGAUUUGCUACGUUAUGGUCAUAAUAUUGUUUUGAAAAAUGUUCUAUCUAUAGAAAUAGUAGACAGUAAAUACAGCAGGAUAGUAUGUUAUGAGAAAGAUGAUUAUAAAGAAAUAUUUUAUUGUGCCGUGAAACAUUUAGUAAAAUGUGAUCAAUUUAAGGUAAUUAAAUUUACAUUUUAUAAGGAUACUGACGAGAGGAUUAAAAAUGAAGUUUUUACAAUACUUGAGACAAAUGCUCGCACGCUUGAAAUUAUCCAUUUGAGAAAUACAGACUAUGAUAUUAUAAUGAUGACACGUCUUGUUUCAAUAUUACCGAAAAUGCGACAAUUAAUUUCCCUCCAGGCGGGCUCUGAGCCCUAUGUAAAUGAUUUAACGCAUGAUGAUAGUGUGUCGUUGUGUAAAUUCCUAGAGCAGACUACAAGUCUUCAACAUAUAUCGCUCGGUAUUUAUUGUAGUAAACGCGAUAAACACAUGAUAGACCUAUCAAAACAUAAACAACUUCAACAUGUUGAUUUUAUGUUUAGUUCAUUGUGUAUGAUCAGUUGUAACACUGACAAUCUAGAAACAUGUAAGCUUAGAAUUACAGGUAAUGACAUGAUGAAUCAAGUGUGUUGCAAUCUAUAUAAAGCAGAUAAAUUAAAACAUCUUGAGCUGUAUAAUAUUUCUAUCUGCUCUGACGAAACUGAUACUAAAAGUCUUACCAGACUGCUGCCAUCAUUAGUCAGUCUCAGUUCUCUAACGUUUGUGAAGUUUACUUUUACUGACAAUAUUAUAGCACGUCCGUGUGAUAUGAAGAAUCUGAAAGAAAUAACACUUAAAUAUGUAACAAUGAGUCUGACAACGUGGUGCAAGUUUAUAGACAGUCUUCCUGAGCUGCCACAAGUAGUAAAGGUAACUUCUUUGAUGUGCAUUAGAGAUGAGACAAUAUCUGGAUACUGUAUGCCUGAUGAAAAACAAAAAGCAUCUGCACACCAGUAUGUUAGAGAGAAAACGAAUUUAUUCCGUGUGACAAACGAUUAUACAUUAGACUUUCAAUUUACUACAAAGAAAUUGUGA
Mercenaria mercenaria is the source of this 3240-nucleotide messenger RNA. RefSeq lists its product as uncharacterized. NCBI's taxonomy places the organism in Eukaryota, Metazoa, Mollusca, Bivalvia, Venerida, Veneridae. The record is from RefSeq and is a predicted model, not a curated record. The transcript is spliced from 3 exons. Bases 133 to 3240 code for a protein of 1035 amino acids.